Chaetura pelagica (chimney swift) is the source of this 6798-nucleotide messenger RNA. It is a transcript of the gene CUL9, whose product is annotated as cullin 9. The record is from RefSeq and is a predicted model, not a curated record. NCBI's taxonomy places the organism in Eukaryota, Metazoa, Chordata, Aves, Apodiformes, Apodidae. Gene Ontology annotation, molecular function: zinc ion binding; ubiquitin protein ligase binding. Gene Ontology annotation, biological process: ubiquitin-dependent protein catabolic process. The transcript is spliced from 42 exons. The annotation marks the transcript as partial.
UCGCUGCGGGAGCUGCGGGCUGAUGUCGGGAGCCUGGUGCAGCGGGCAGGGCGGCAGAUGGCCGAGCGCGGGGCCCCCCAGCCCUCCCUGCUCAGCACCAUCCACGUGCUGAGCGCCUACGCCGGCAUCGGGGCGCUGGCCGGGGCCUUCCGGGAGACGGGGGCCCUGCUGCUGCUGACGGAGAUGCUGUGCCACCCGGAGAAGCAGAUCCACCACGGUGCUGGCAAGAUGCUGAGGGCCUUGGCUUCGCACGAUGCAGGGAGCAGAGCCUAUGUCCUGCUGUCCCUGAGCCAGCAGGACGGCAUUGAGCAGCACAUGGACUUUGAGAGUCGCUGCACCUUGCUGGAGCUUUUUGCUGAGACCAUGUCCUCUGAAGAGCACGGCAUGUCCUUUGAGGGGAUUCACCUUCCCCAGGUGCCCGGGAAGCUGCUGUUUGUCCUGGUGAAGCACUACCUGCGUGUCACUUCCCUCCUGGAGAAGCUCGGCAGUGGCGCGGAGCAGGGAGGGGAGCAGCAGGACCGCGCUGUGCCGAGCCUGGGCACUGGGGAGAGGAGCUGUGUGAAGGAGGAGUUUGAGUUCAGCAUGGCUCUGGCAAACCUCAUCUUGGAGCUGGUGCAUGUGAUGGGCUGGGACCACAGCCAGAAGCCAGAGCUGCUGCCCCAGCAGGAGCUGCAGCCUCACCCUAGCCACUCCAUCUUCCAGCCCAAGCCCCCGCCCUUCCCUGCUGCCCAGGUGCCCGCGCCCCCUUCCAGCCGUGGUGCUCACAGAAAGCAGGGUCGUGCCUUCCUGACGCGCUCAGACUUCGCCGACUGCAGCGGCUACGUGGAGUACCUGCAGGCCACCCUGGUGUGCGGCAUGAGGGUGUGCUUGCUGGAGGACUAUGGUGAUGUUAGAGCCGGGGAGGAAGGCGAGGUUCUUCAGAGCUCUGGCAGCAGGUACACUGUGCAGGUUUUAUGGCAGUCAGCAGGUCGGACCGACUGGAUACGUUGGCACAUGUUGGAGAUUAUUGGCUUUGGAGAUCGGGGGGAAGAUCCUGCUGCUCAGAAAAAAGAGUAUAGUCUGCUAAAGAGCUUUAAUGUAGACACAGUUGCUCAGCCGCUUUUCCGCAAGCCCUUGGGCGGGCUGUACUCCCUGCCUUACCUGGGGGAGCAGCCCCCCGAGGCUGCAGAGGCCCUGAGUCGUGCCGAGUGGUGGGAGCUGCUCUUCUUUGUGCGGAAGCUGGAAGCGCGGGAGCAGAAAGAGAUCACCUGUCUCAUGCAACAGGACCAGGGAGAGCAGGUGGAUGAAGAAGCCCUGAUCCAGCUGUCAGUGCCCGUGGAGCUGGCCCAGAAAGUGCUGCAGGUCCUGGAGAGGCGGUGUCAGGGCAGCACUCGGCGUGCCCUGUGUGGCUCCCCCAUCUACACCAAAUACCUCCUCGGGAGGGCGGCCGCGCGGGAUGCCUCGGCAGCCAGGUCAGCUAAGGAAGAGCUCUCGGCAAGCACGGUGCCACCCGCAGCCCCUAGUGGGGCAGCCAAGUCAGAUUCCCAGCUGUUCAGUGAGCUCCUUGAGAGGGAAGGGCUGCUGUUCCCAGAGGUGACGGAGGAGCAGAUCAAGGUGUUGGGCAGCUGUGAGGGGGUGAGAGAGAGGGGCUCGCUGGCCAGGAUUGCAGCCAUCGUGGACACGAUCCAGAGCAGCAGCUCAGAGGUGGGGCUGCAGUUAGCUGGGCUCAAGCAGAUCGUGAGGAUCCUGGAGGAGGAGCCAGAGCUGGAGCAGCAAGUCAACAAAGCCCAGGGCAGGCUGGGUUCCUGGAGUGCCAGGGAGAAGCUGGUGAAGGUGACAGUGGAGCUGCUGAGCGCGGAGGUGGCAGAGAAGGCACUGGUGGUGCUGGUGCUGCGGCUGCUGGCCCUGCUCAUGGCCAAGUACGACUGGCGCGUGCUGUUUGCCACGGAGGGCGGCGUGCGGGCCGUGCUGGCAGGCAUGAGGCAGCACGGCUCCUCUGCCCUGGUGCAGCAGGCUGGCCUGGCGGCCCUGAAGGUGCUGUUGGGAGCUGUGGCCGGCAAGCCGGGAGGGGCCGGGGGGGCGCCCCUGCUCCUGAGCCGCCUCGACGCGCAGAUGAUGCGGGAGAUCUUUGCCAGCAUCGGCUCUGCCUCCAGCAAGUGCUCGGCCAGCCUGCUGAGCGCCAUCCCCGCUGCCAUCAGCACCAUGCAGAGGGUCCCAGGGGGCACCUCGGGUGUGCAGAACGGGCUGCUGGUGGUGACCAUGCUGAUCGAGAGCCACCGCGGGCUGGCGGAGCAGCUGGCGGGCUGCGGGCCCGGCGGCGAGGCCCCGGGGGUCCCCUCUGUCAAGGCGGCCCAGCUGCUGCAGGACCAGAGGUGCUUCAGGCUGUUGCUGCAGAGCUUGGAGUUGCUGGGGGCGGAGAAGGCCGUGAGCCUCAGCAUCCUCAGGAUCCUGAACAAGUUCCUGGACGCUUACCAGGAGGAUGUGCUCCCUUGGAACGAGUCCGUGGAGCCCUGUUUGUCCUCUCUGACUGCCCACAGCAGCGACCUGGAGGUGGUGCAAGAGGUCGUUGGCUUCCUCCACCGCCUGGCCACCGCCAGCAAGGACUGUGCAGUGGUGAUGUGCCACGUGGGUACCCGCGAGGCUCUGUCCAAAGCUCUGGACAAGCACAGCACGGCCCCGCUGCUGGCACCAGCCCUGCUUGACCUGGUGGUUGACUGCGAGAAGUAUGUCAGCCUCUACAAGAAGCUGAUGACCAGCAUCUUGGCUGGCUGCAUCCAGCUGGUCCUGGGGCAGAUUGAGGAGCACCGCCGGAACCAGCAGCCCAUCAGCAUCCCCUUCUUUGGUGUCUUUCUGCGCAACCUUUGCCGAGGCUCCAGCGUGGAGGUGAAGGAGAACAAGUGUUGGGAGAAGGUGCAGGUCUCCUCCAACCCCCACCGGGCCAGCAGGCUCACAGACAGGAACCCCAAGACAUACUGGGAAUCAAAUGGCAGCACCGGCUCCCAUUUCAUCACUGUCCACAUGCAGCAUGGUGUGGUGGUCAGGGAGAUGAGCAUGCUGGUGGCCAGCGAGGACUCCAGCUACAUGCCAGCCCGUGUUGUGGUGCUGGGGGGAGACAGUCCUGCCUCCAUCAGGACUGAGCUCAACAUGGUGACCGUCCUGCCCUCAGACAGCAAAGUGAUCCUGCUGGAGAACAUGACCCGCUUCUGGCCUGUCAUCCAGAUCCAGGUGAAGCGUUGCCAGCAGGGAGGCAUUGACACACGCGUGCGUGGCAUCGAGGUGCUGGGUCCCAAGCCCACUUUCUGGCCCAUCUUCAAGGAGCAGCUGUGCUGGCGGACAUACCUGUCCUGCACUGCCCGGGCUCAUGCCUGGUGCCAGGAGAUCUGCCAGGACCGUAGCCAACUGCUGCAGCUCUUUGGCAGGCUGAACCGUGCGCUGCGGCACGAGCAGGACUUUGCCGAUCGCUUCCUUCCUGACGCCGAGGUGGCCCAGGCAUUGGGCAGGACCUGCUGGGAGGCCCUGGUGAACCCCUUGGUGCAGAGUAUCACCAGCCCAGACCCCCGUGGCGUCAGCCCCCUGGCCUGGCUGUUGAGCGAGUACCUGGAGGGCGUGGAGCCCCCCUGCCGUGCCACGAGCCGCAGCGCUGCCUUUGGUUCCCGUGUGCGGCGCCUGACCCAGCUCCUGGUGCACGUGGACCCCGGUGGCCCAGAGCCAGAGGAGGCCAGAGUAGCUGGCCAGAAGGAGGGGAAGAACAAGGAGGUGCCAGCCAGGGCUGCGAAGGCGGUGGUGGAGAAGUCGAGCAGCCUGUGGAGCAUCUCGCAGUGCUGGCGUGGUGUGGUGCAGCAGCAGGUGCAGCGGUUCCUGGAAGCGGCAGGGCGGGCGCCGGACCUUGUGGAGCGGUACUGCACGCUGUACCAGCGCCUGCGCGGUGCCACGGAGCAGCUCUUUGGGCAGCAGGCUGCCUUCCUGCUGGCCCUGGGCCAGGGCUUCGCGGGGGCUUUGCUGCAGCUCUCCUUCCUUACCAGCCUGCACGUGAGUGAGCAGUUUGCCCGCUACCUUGACAGGCAGGUCCAGGAGCUCCACGGGGCUGCGGGCAGUGCGGAGCUGCCCCGGCAGCUGCAGCAGAUCCUGGAGCCCUUCGUCGUCUUCAGUGGCCUGGAGCUCGCCCACAGCUUCGAGCACUUCUACCGGCACUACCUGGGGGACCGGCUGCUGGCACAAGGGCCAUCUUGGCUGGAAGGAGCCAUCGUGGAGCAGAUCGGGCUGUGCUUCCCCAGCCGCUUCCCCCAAGAGAUGCUGAGCAACUUGGCUGAGUCAGAGGAGCUGCAGCAGCAGUUUCACCUCUUCCAGCUGCAGGAGCAGGACAAGCGGCUGCUCGAGCUGGACACGGGCCUGGAUGAGGUGAGUGCACCGGGGCCGGCCCCGGUAGCGGAUGUGCCGGAGGUGAAGGUGCUGGCCCUGUCCCCGCGCUGCUGGCCCAUCUCCCCGUUCUGCUACAUGGAUGAACCUGGCAGGUUUUUCUCAGCCGCCCUGAGCUCCCCCCUGGACGAGUUUGCCACCUUCUGCAGGCAGAGCCAGAGCCAGCUGGGCUGGGCGUGCAGGAAGCCCCCGCGGCUGCAGUGGACGUGGCUGGGCCGUGCUGAGCUGCAGUUUGGAGACUGCGUCCUCCACGUGUCCACGCUGCAGAUGUACAUCCUGCUGUGCUUCAACAGCGCCGAGGAGGUGGCUGUGGAGUCCUUGCUGCAGGCUACGGGGCUCCCUGCUGACCUGGUGCACCAUGCACUGACACCACUGACCCAGGGUGAGGGUGUCCUGGUGCAGAGCUGCGUGCUGGGAGGUGUGCUACGGCUGAACCAGGCAGCCCUGGCCUGUGCCUCUGGCCACCUGAGGCUGCUGCCCCAGCAGAGGUAACUGCAGGCCGGGGAGGCUGAGGUCAGCACCCUGGAAAGGAAGAGGAGCAUUCUCUACUGCCUCAUCACCCGCAUCCUCAAGGUGGAGAAGCAGCUCCACAUCGACAACCUGGUGUUUAGGGUGAUUGAUGCCUGUCAGAAGGGUGAGUCGGGGCCAGGACUGCAGUUUCUGAGCUUCUGCUGCCACCCACCUCUGGGGUGGGAGGCACAGAUGGUUUUCCAGAGCAGGCCACCAGAGGCAUGUCCAGAUGAGGAGAGCACAGACUGCUUGUACUGGUCAGAGGAGUUUCUCAUGGCCAUGCUCCAGGUGCCAAUGGGGCACACGCUUAGUCCAGAGGAGGCGAAGCUGCUUAUGAAGCAGACAGUACAGCAAGUUCAGGAUACUCUGAGCAUCCCAAAUGACGUUGCUCAGCACCUCCUCAUGCACUGCAGGUGGAAUGUGGAUUUCCUGAUCCAGUGCUAUGUGGAGAGUUGUGAGAACCUGCUCGUCUCCUCAGGCUUGCAAGUGCAGGAUGUCCAGCCCCCCCCGAGUCCAGGAACCCACUGCCCAGUCUGUGUGAAUCAGCUGUGUCCCACUGAGAAGCCACCAACCCUCUGCUGCAUGCACUACUGCUGCAAGCCCUGUUGGAGUGAGUAUCUCACAACUCGCAUUGAACAGAACAUGGUUGUCAGCUGCACCUGUCCCAUAUCUGAGUGCCGUGCGCAGCCAACUACAGCCUUCAUUUGUUCCAUUGUUUCCUCUGAAGAGAUUAUAGCUAAGUAUGAAAAAGCCCUCCUCAGAGGCUAUGUUGAGUGUUGCUCCAACUUGACAUGGUGCACCAACCCUCAGGGCUGUGAUCAGAUUCUCCUUAAGGAUGGACUUGGCUACGGGGCAGCCUGUUCAAAGUGCUCCUGGGUAUCCUGCUUCAACUGCAACUUCCCAGAGGCCCAUUACCCUGCUAGCUGCAGCCACAUGUCUCAGUGGGUGGACGACGAUGGGUACUAUGAGGGAAUGACAAGUGAAGCCCAAAGUAAACAUCUGGCUAAGCUCAUUUCAAAGCAUUGCCCAAGCUGCCAGGCUCAGAUAGAGAAAAAUGAGGGGUGCCUGCAUAUGACGUGUGCAAAGUGUAAUCAUGGCUUCUGUUGGCGUUGCCUCAAGCCCUGGAGACCAACUCACAAGGAUUAUUACAACUGCUCUGCUAUGGUGAGUAAAGCAGCUUGGCAGGAGAAGCGUUUUCAGGAUUACAAUGAGAGAUGCACCUUUCAUCAUCAUGCAAGGGAAUUUGCCACGAGUCUGAGGAACAGAAUUUCUUCCAUCAGUGAAAUGCCAAAGAUUAGAAAUUUGACCUUUGUUCUUCAUGCCUGUAAAGUGCUAGAACAGGCACGGAAGGUGCUAGCCUACUCCUGUGUGUACAGCUACUAUAACCAGGACUCUGAGAGCAUGGAAAUUAUGGAACAGCAGACUGAGAGCCUGGAGCUGCACACUAAUGCUCUGCAGAUCCUUCUGGAGGAAACACUGCUGCAGUAUCAGGACCUGGCCUGUUCUCUUCAGCUGCUGAAAGCAGAGCGUUUUCGUGCUGGUUUGGAGUUGGUGCACCGGAUCAAGGAGCGUCUCUUUGCAAUUCUCUGGCACUCCACACAGGAUUUCCACAUUGGGCUCCAGACUUCAGUAGAUCCUGAUCAGAGAAAGGUGAAACUCUCAAACGUGCCUGCUUCAGCUGCUGCCUGUAUGGGGUCAAAACAUAUCUUCUGUGGCUCCCCCAGCACAGAUGAAGGUCACAAAGAGGUUGAAGAUGAGGACUAUGAACUGCAGCUGCAGGAAAACUAUGGUAACGAUGAUGACCUUGAUGAAGACAACUUUCUGUUUGAUGAUGAGUCUGAUAAUGUCGAUUGUGACUCCUCCUCCUAUGAUGAUGAUGAUGCCUUUGGCUAG